AUGAUCAAUCUUCGCGACCUUCCCUUGAGCUUGCUUCUGGACAUUGGCGAAUGGAUCCCAGAUCGCGAGAGUCUCAGCGCCUGGAUUCGCACAUCACGAUACUUCUACACGGCACUCAACCGCCAUUUGUAUAAACUCCACAUCAAACAUGACAAGCCGAGUCACUCAUGCCUCUUCUGGGCUGCACAAGUUGGCCGCCUCGACACCUUCACAUUGGCGCAUCGCCUUGGGGCCGAUUUAGACGUAACCAGACCAACGAGAUCCAGCAAAGUGCCUCCAUCGCCGUUACACGCGGCCAUACAAAACCUCCACCCCGAUAUAGUUAGAUAUAUCGUCCACAAUGGAGGUGCCGUUCACUCGCCCGCCUGGGUCCAAUCCAUGGGACGUCCAUAUCCGCUGGGCAAGGCGUUGCAUGUUCGCAAUCUGAAGCAAGGCGCCAGCGGCGUCAGGAAGAGACAGGAGAUAUUGGAAAUCCUCAUUCGGGGCGGGGCUACCUUGGUGGAUGAGCAGGAGCCUGCACUCCCUGGUGCGGCUGCCAUGAACAAGAAGGAUAUCGUCAGCCUGCUUCUGCAACAACCGUUGGUAGGCGUCAACGACUACACCCGGCGUGGCUACACGGCGUUGCACAUGGUGUCGCAAAAUGGUCACGCAGAGCUGGCUCGCUAUCUCCUCGACCAACCUGGAAUCGAUAUAUAUGCGGAGCCACCCUUUGGCAGCGAUACUGCUCUAGACAUGGCCGUGCGAGGUGGCCAUUUGGACAUUGUCCGUCAGCUGUUGAUGUGGCAUGGCCUGCACCCUGACGCAGCAUUUGAGCUGACGAAGAAGGCAUUCGCGGAAGCACUUGUGGGCGGUCAGACCCGUAUAUGCGAGUAUCUUAUUACGCUUCCUGACAUUACUGGAGCUAUGGUGUUACGAGACGCGAGCACAGCAUUGCAUUUGGCAGCAUCCCACCAGGACGCUAAUAUUGCCCAGAUCCUACUCGAGCGGUCAACUGUCGACCUUGGCGCACUGGAUGCCAACGGCAGGACGGUUCUGCACACCCUAGCCGCGGUGGUAGACUUACGGGGGCAACGCAAACGUGCCGAGGUGGCCAAGAUGCUGGUUGAACGUGGAAUCGAUAUAGAUCGAAGGGACAUGGACGGACACACCGCCGUGUGCCAUGCCGUUGUCCGGGGUGCAUAUCUCGUUGCUACACAGCUGCUGGAGAGUGGCGCAAAUCCCACGUUGGGCACUGUGUCUCCUUCGGGCGACUACACAUGGACCUUAAUUCACGAAUGUUUCUCACCAAAUAGGAGAGAGUCACCGUGGCAUGAAGCAAGAAUGGAACUAGUCGAGAUGAUCAUCCAAUGUGACCCUGAGUCUGUCCACAAGGAAUCAGUGGUCAAGGAUGCACGGCUACGGAGAAUAAAGAAUGCACCUUUCGAUGGCACACCGUUGCUUUUCGCAGUCUUGUACGACGGCAACCUCGACAUGAUACAAAUCCUCAUCGAUAAUGGUGCGAAGGUUGACUCCGUCGCCACAAGCCGACGGAUAAAUGACACCGGCAGUCGCUACUCCAUCAUUCAAGCCCUGUUGAGCUACGAGAUGACAUUAAAGUUCCCGGUUUACAGUGACAAUUGGGCCGGCAGAGGGAAGGAGGUGCCCCCACUGACUGACGAUCUGCGUGAGCGAUUGGUAGUGCUGUUGGGAAACGGGGCAAGAAUUGACCCAGAGCAUGGCCAGCAGUCGGUGCUUGAAUUUGCGUGUGAGCUUCAGAUGGCGGGUAAUUCGCAGCUAUUGGGGCAUUUGUUCGACUUGGCGAAGUUAAAGAAUGUAAAUUUGGAGCAUGUCCAGUAUUUGAUUGGCAAGUAUUCAAGUGAGGGAGCGGAGGAUGCUAUGAGUAGUGAGUUGGCAGCUGAGUUGCAGGAAUGGAUGGAUGUGAGGCUGCUGCCAGAAUUGGAAACGUAG
Pochonia chlamydosporia 170 is the source of this 1947-nucleotide messenger RNA. RefSeq names its product ankyrin repeat protein. Gene Ontology annotation, molecular function: protein binding. The transcript has a single exon. Bases 1 to 1947 code for a protein of 648 amino acids. The record is from RefSeq and is a predicted model, not a curated record. NCBI's taxonomy places the organism in Eukaryota, Fungi, Ascomycota, Sordariomycetes, Hypocreales, Clavicipitaceae.